AUGCAAUUUUAUGUUGUUUUUGUUUUUUGCCCGAUUCGCUUCUAUGUUGUUGUGGGUUAUGGACUCCUUUAUCAGAUAAAAGAAAAUGUAGUCUUAUAUUGGACCACUGUAUUGAAGUCUGCAACAAUCUGGCGCGACUCCAUUUUGGCGCGGACGCACCUUCACGACGUGAGUCACCUAGUCUUUGCAAAAACAUUCACUUCUUCUAUGCUUGCCCAACUCAAAGUAAGCAAGCCAUGGCGGCUUCUGCUGCUACAUGUGCGGCCUGUUUUCCACUCCAGACCGUUAUCAUCACCCACAAAAUACCCUGAACUCCUGGAAUCAGAUUUUGACAGUGAAGGUCAACCUGACUACUUGAAGUUGAUUUUAACCUCUAGAGUCUACGAUGUGGUGGAUAAUGCGGGCUCUCCUCUCUCGCAUGCGGUCAAUUUAUCCCACAGGUGCAACGCUAAGAUUUUUUUGAAGAGAGAAGACUUGUUACCUGUUUUUUCGUUCAAGUUGCGUGGUGCCUACAACAUGAUUGCCAAGUUGCACUCCAAGACACCAUUGAAUGGUGUCAUAGCCUGUUCUGCGGGAAAUCAUGCACAAGGUGUGGCGUUCUCUGCCGCUAAAUUGAAGAUUCCAUCGACCAUCGUUAUGCCCACCGCAACCCCCUCGAUUAAAUACACAAAUGUGUCAAGACUCGGAUCGCACGUGGUGUUGUAUGGAGAAGACUUUGACGCCGCUAAACAAGAAUGUGCUCGCUUAAGUGCUUUGAAUAACUUGACAGAUAUCCCACCAUUUGACCAUCCUUACGUGAUUGCAGGCCAGGGCACUAUUGCUUUGGAAUUAACCAGGCAGUUGAUUUUGGACCAAUUGGAUGCCGUUUUUGUUCCCGUCGGUGGAGGUGGAUUGAUUGCAGGUAUAGCCACGUAUAUGAAAAAGGUUGCACCCCAUGUGAAGAUCAUUGGUGUUGAAACAUACGAUGCAGAUGCGUUGUACCGUUCAUUGAACGACAGCAAGAGAGCUCGUCUCGACAGCGUUGGCGUUUUUGCAGAUGGUACUGCAGUGAAGAUUCUUGGUGACGAAACAUGGCGUCUUUGCCAUAAGUACGUAGAUGAAGUCGUUCGUGUAUCCACUGACGAAACAUGUGCGGCUAUCAAAGACAUUUUUGAAGAUACAAGAUCCAUUGUUGAACCCUCUGGUGCUCUUGGUGUUGCUGGUAUGAAGAAAUACAUACAACAAACUGCUGACACAAUUGAUCACAAGAAGAAAACUUACAUUCCCAUUUUAUCUGGCGCCAAUAUGAACUUUGACCGCUUGAGAUUUGUCAGUGAAAGAGCAGUUCUUGGUGAAGGAAAGGAAGUUUCGUUUGUGGUGACAAUUCCAGAAAGACCUGGCGAAUUUGCCAAGCUUCAAAAGAUUAUUCAUCCUCGUGCAAUUACGGAAUUCUCUUACAGAUACACGGACAAUAAACAGGCUAAUAUUUAUGUCAGUUUCAAUGUUCAAAACAAGAACAAGGAGGUGGGGUCCAUUAUUAGCCAAAUGAGUAAUGAGGAUCAUAAAUAUGAGGUUGUGGAUAUUUCGGACAAUGAGUUGGCCAAGACCCAUGGCCGGUACUUGGUUGGUGGAAAGACCGAAAGAAGCUCCAAAACGGAUAACGAGAGGUUGUUCCAGUUCGAAUUCCCUGAAAGACCUGGUGCCUUGACAAAAUUUUUACAAGCUUUGAAGGACAAUUGGGACAUCACUUUAUUUCAUUACAGAAAUCAUGGUAAUGAUGUGGGUAAGGUUUUGUGUGGGUUUGUUCUCCCUCAAGAAACUUCAGAUGAAGAGUUCCACACUUUCUUGAAACAGUUGGAUUACAAAUAUAUUGACGAAUCUGAUAACGUUGUCUAUCAAAAAUUCUUGAAAUCAUAA
Messenger RNA from Clavispora lusitaniae ATCC 42720, 1896 nucleotides. RefSeq names its product threonine ammonia-lyase (gene ILV1). The record is from RefSeq and is a predicted model, not a curated record. Gene Ontology annotation, biological process: L-serine catabolic process; L-threonine catabolic process. Gene Ontology annotation, molecular function: pyridoxal phosphate binding; L-serine ammonia-lyase activity; threonine deaminase activity. Lineage: Eukaryota; Fungi; Ascomycota; Pichiomycetes; Serinales; Metschnikowiaceae.